Messenger RNA from Paramuricea clavata, 7116 nucleotides. Lineage: Eukaryota; Metazoa; Cnidaria; Anthozoa; Malacalcyonacea; Plexauridae. The record is from the annotation of a GenBank genome assembly.
AUGUUUUUCUUUUCACUGCAGACUCGGAUUUGUCCAGCGCCCUCAUUUUUGACGUCAUUUCGUGCUUCGAAGGUGUUGUUCAUCAGUAUAGAAAACUAUGGCUAUGUAUGGCGAUUUAAUAAGAAUAUCGAUUAUUUUUCUGCUUCUCAUUCUUUAAUUAACGUGAGUUUAGACCGAUUUAACAGAGAUAUUUUACAGACGGAGACAUUUCACAUUACCGAGCUUCUGGCUGAGGUGAAUCAACAGUUGCUAGGUCAUGUUCAUGCUAAUGCUGGUGUACGGAAAGCUUGCGCAGAAUUAAAUAAUUAUAUCUUGCGGUUGUUGCCCUGUGUGGAUCUUGGUCUUGUUGGACUCUCGGAUUCAAUUCGCAUGAAUAUCGAUGCUGCGUUUGCGUUCAGCAACGAUUUAUCGGUCUAUGCAACUUCUGUUUGCCCAGUCAUGUAUGCGAGCAAUAAGAUUAAUUGCGGUAUCGGGUAUUUCACUGAAGGUCACAGAUAUAGUCGUGGACGGCCAUGGAUUUAUAUCAGUUUUAAUCGAAGAGAGGUGAGAGAGAAGAAAGUCGCAUGCAUGGGUAUCUUUUACUGCUAACAUGUCUUUAAUCAUUUGUUUAAGUUUGCGAAUUGAAUCAGCCUGUCUUUGAGUUAGGGCUUGAAGCAGACUGCUACAAGCAGUUUCUGGCGCUGAAAACAUUUUGUUAUUUAUUGUGCAAUUACUGUAAAUAGGCGUCUUACUCUUAGUGAUUCUUUGACUUGCGAGUUUGCGUCAAGCCAUUUGCAUAUAUGAAAUGAAUUUAGACAUCAAUAAUAUAAAACAAUGUUACCUAAAUAAUUCUGAGGGCAGACUACAUGCUGGGCUUAACUAUCAUUUGUCGCAUGACAAGCUUUUUAUAGAAAUAUAUUUGUUUGUUGGCUGUAACCUGAAAUUCAGGUGAUGCGAUUUAAAUAAAGUACGAUGAGAUUUAAAAAAAAGACAAUCCUGACAAAAUAAUUGUUUUAUAACAGACAGGCUAGCACAGGGUUUUAAACAUUCGUUGUAGUGUUGGGUUCAAUAUGGGUUUUAUUUAUACACGAGAGUGUCAAGUUACUAGUAAGGACCCACAUCACAUGAAAUGUUUAUACGCAGUUGUUGCGAUGGUUUAACAGAUUUAUAGUUUACUAUUAUUUUAUAUAAACUGUUUUAAAUUCAACAUGCCUAUGAAUUUUUUGGUUCAGAACACUGUCACAGACUAUUUCAGAAAUCUCAGAACCUAGCUAGUUAGUAACCAACAAGCUCACUUUCCGCUACUGCAGUAUGCUAUUGCUAGAUGUUUCAGCCUUCCCCAACCGAUUUUAAGUUUUUAACUACGAUAGUACGAUUGAUAUAUUUUCAGCAAGUCAGAACAAUUUCUUGUUCGCAAAUUUGAACAAUAAGUAUCUAGUCAAACGAGAGUUAAAUGCCCAGAUCCACAAGGUGCAAUAUAUAUGAUAUAUUUUCUACAUUAGCUACGCGGCCAGUAACCAUGACCUGCAGGCAUUGGCUGGGAACUCUUGAUUCACCUCAGUCAGAAGCUCUGUAAUAUAAAAUAUCUCCGUCUGUAAAAUAUAUCCGUUAAAUCGAUCUAAACUCACGUUAACUAAAGAAUUAGAAGCAGAGAAAUAAUCGAUAUUCUUAUUAAUUUUAAAUCGCCAUACAAAACCAUAGUUUUCUAUAUGAAAAACACCUUCGAAGCACGCAAUGACGUCAAAAAUGAGGGCGCUGGACAAAUCCGAGUCUGCAGUGAAAAGAACAACAUGGCGCCCGAAUUUGACAAAAUCGCAAAUUUUGACAAGCAAUUUCUGCUUUACUAUUAAUAUUUAGACCGAAAUACUUGACGAACAUUCUAAUAAGGGUAAGAUCUUUCAUAUAAACCACACUGUAUUUGGACUGGAGUUCCCCUUUAAUAAUUAAGCUUACGUAUAUUUAUUCAGUUUUGCUUCACUGUAAUUACGUUAUAUAAAUUGAUUGAAGUUUAUAUAUUUCGAAGUUUUCCUUGAUCUGUAUUUCAAAAUUUGAAUUUGGCAAUUUCCGUUCAAUUAUUAUACCUUCCAUUUUAUUGACAACAAAUCCUUUCUUUUUCGAAAUCCCUUUUGGUAAGGCAUCCAUUAUUAAAAAGAAAUAAAAACAAGGUUUCAGUUAUUUUUGACGGUGAGUUUUGUAUGUUUAACACUCUUAACUUUCGACAUUGCCAACACGAAUGCCAAUGGCGACUUUUUUGCUGUCAAAAACAUUACGCAAUCAUGAAAAGGUGGUUUUUGCCUUUGUUUGACCCAAUAUAAGUUUAAAAAUAGGCACGCUAAACGUGCAUGUGGCUACUGCUUUUAGUUUAAAAUUUCGAUAAAUAUCUUCACCAUGUAAGACGUGUAAAUGUGCUUUCACAUUUUUAGCACAAAAAUUCGAAACGACGCUAUCCCAUGACACUUUGCGCUCCCACACUUGAACUAGGCACCAGGCCUCCAGGAAACGCGCAAACUAUUGCUUUAGUUGUCAUGUAAUAUAGUUUCUCCUUGAAUAUAAGGAAUAUUUACAAAUGUUUUCGAUCAGUAGACUGUUAAUUAAUUUAUUUAUAAUAAAUUCUCGGAAAACGCAAAUUCUCUACAACGAUUCAAUAAAACAUGGAAAGAACUCAACUUUAGAAAUUAAAUUAGAAUGUAGUUAUAUGGUAUCAGGGAUGAUGGAAAUGGGUGGAGCAAGGUCUCCUUUCCAAAAGGGGGCAAAUGUAGUAGGGCUUUCCACAAGUUGCUCGGCAACUUUUUGGAAACUUCUCGUUUUAUGAGCAACUUUUGUUUUAAACGGCAACUUUUGUAACUUCGAGCAACUUUUCAUGAAUUUCACACCUUUGUAACUUUGUUUAGCGAUUUUGAGUUUAUUUUCAUUCUGUGUAGAAGGAUGGUAGGCCAUUUUAGGAUAAUGAUAAACAACUUUAGCUCUCGAAGUCCAGUCAAUCUCAAUACGUCUUUAUCGGUAUUUAAUACUCGAUAUUGCACUUUUGGUAUUGAAAAUGACCGACAGCUCAAGCACAGAGGCUCAAGGGAAAAAGCAAGUCGUGUAAAGAACAUCCUAAUAACACUAUUUAGUAUUUUUGCACAACUGAACAUAACAAAUACCACAAGUUAAUUGGUCAAAUUUGACGUAUUAAGCUGUUAUAUUCACCUAGAGGUGAAUAUGACAAAACCGAAAUUUGCAAAAUGGCAGCUAGCAGUUUUGUGGAAGUUAUGAUAAAGAAUUAAGCGAAAUUAAAGUAAAUUCAUGCAGUCCCAAAAAAACAAGUACAAAUUAAGACUUGUGUAAAAAUACUAAAACAAUUAUUCGCCUCCGGUUCGGUGAUCAUCGGGGAAUAUUAGAGAGCUUAAGAUUUGCAGCAAACGCCAGGCAAAGAAAAAUUUUACGGUAUCAGGCAAUAAAGAGUUAAUAAACUUGCUGUUUUAAAACUGGAAUACAUAAUUAUUCUUUUGAUGCAAGAAAGAAAAUAUGAAACGAAAACGUUCAACGUUAAUUUUGCCAAGAAAGUUUGAACCUGCCGUUUACCGUUCCCGGAAACGUGAAGCUCAAACUCCAUAAUCACCUCGACUUGGUCUCGACGAAUAUUCCUCGAUAAUCACUUCGCCUCCGGCGAAUAAUUGUUAAAUAUUUACACAAAAGCUGGUAUUUGACAUUAUCAUAAUUGUUUUUACACUAUGCCGGAUUUUAUAUUCGAUUACGUGGAACUAUAAUCUAUAUAUAAAGUAAUAUAUUAAAAAAUUGUGUCAUGCUUCAUAUAUGUUUAUUAAAAAAUUGUUUCAUGCUCAAAAUUGCUCAAAAGUUAAAAUAGCAGCACUUGGCAGCGCAAUUAAAGUAGCAACUUUUGAGCAACUUUAUUGAAAAGUGAAAACUUUUUGUGGGGAAUGGGCAACUUUUGGGCAACUUUUCUUCCUUCUUCGAGCAACUAUUAUUAGAAUUUCAAGCAACUUGUAGAACCCCCUAAAAUGUAGCAUUUUAAUAUAAAUAAAAUACAAUAUUUUUGUACCAAACUUACUUUAAUAAAAAAUUAAUUAACAAAGAUAAUAUGAUAGAAGAGUAUUUGUAUAUUUAAUUAGCUAUUUCCCAAAGUCCUAGGUCUACUUGCACGAAUCCCUUGUUGGAGGGACCAGAAAUAUGGCAGCACGCAUUUACAUUAAAGUUUAAUGUAAAAAGGAGAUAUUUCAUUUUUGGUCGUGUAAAAAGUUGAUAUUUGAUAGUAGAUACUUCUACUCUUUCACAUAUUUGAGGGAUGUCUACAUAUUUUGCCAUCCAAAUGACCCCAGAAUAUGCAUUGUGAUCUCUUUUGAGAAAAGGCUAAUUACAGUUAAAGUGAAUAUACUAACCCAUAUAGAAUUUAUAUCCAGGAUGACAUUUGACAUCUUGAAAGAAUAUUGAGGAAAAAUAUAUUAUUUUGGAGAAAAAAAUACAAAAAUUGGAAACGGAUGUUAUAUUUAAAUUUUAACAAAUUUAUUUUUGUUCUUCGAGAAAAUUUAAGUAAGAAAUAAUUUAUUAUUAACCAUUAUUUUUUAUGUUAAGAAUUUGAUUUCUUGUUUUAAAAUUUUUUUUAAGAAAAUGAUUUAAUAUGAAGAUGACGAAAUCGUAAGAAAACAUCCAUAUUUGAAGAAAACAAAUGUAAUUUAAGAUAUGUUAAGAGAAUUUUUCUUAUUUCAAGAAAAAAUGUCUUGCAAAUCAAAUACUUCUCAUUUUAAGAAUCGUUUUUCUAAUUAAGAAAAUUCGUUUCUCACUUCAACAAAUAUUUUCUUGAAGUAAGAAUAGUUUUCUCAACAAGAAAUUUUUUUUGCUGUGUAGUUGCAGAUACUAUAUAUUGGCAUAUCUACAUAUAUAUCUGCAAUUUGUAUGCAGAUAUUAUGCAGAUAUUUUGACAGACAAUUGAAAUAUCUGCAAAUAUCUGCAACUUUUAUGCAGAUAUUUUGCAGGUAUGUUGACAGACAAAUGACAUAUCUGCAAAUAUCUGCAAAUUUUAUGCAGAUAUUUUUCAUAUAUGUUGACAAAUAAUCAAUAUAUCUGCAAACUAUCUGCAACUUUUAUGCAGAUAUUUUGCAGAUAUUGCAGGUUGCAGUUAUUGUGCAGUACUGCAACAGAUAUGUGACAGAUGUUUGCAGACAUUUUACGUUUAUGUCAGUUUGGUACACACAUAUGAAUGUAAGUAUUCUAAAGCUCACUCACACUCAAAGAGUUGACGCUCGAUUACGAGUGAAGUGUGAGUAAAAGGUACCUAGCUCACUUGAGCUGCACUCUCCUGCACUUAGUAAUACGAACACAUGGCGGAUAGGUGGCUAAACAGGUUAAUAACAUUAGAGCUAGAAUAGUAUUUCUUCCAACAACCAAACUAAUCGAAAGGUGGAAAGGUGUGAUUAUGAGUAUGAAGAUCAGCAAUUUCGGAGCAGAAACAGCUUAAAACUAAGACUGAUUUUCGUGACCACUCUGAAUCGGGACUUACAUGCAGCACUUCAUGAACAUGAUGUUACUAAUAGAAUUUAAAUCCUGAGCAAGGCGUAGCCGAAGUGUGACCCCAUAAGUGCUCUGAAGUCCUGAGGCCUUCUAAACGAUGCAGAACUAUUAAUUUUUCGUUCUUUGUUUGUAAAUUCGUCUUUAUAAUUUCCGAUGACACUCUCACUAGUGCUUUAUUGUUUUUAAGCAAUUAAAAUUAUAAAAAAUUAUUUAAAUAUAAUUGUAAUUUUGGCAUAUAUAUCUUCUCCCAACAAUUGGAGAAAUUAAUCAUUAAUUUAAUUAACAACAGAAAUUUAAUAACUAAUUUUUUUAUCUUUAGAUAUCAAUAAGCUGACGGAGUGUAACUUUAAGGGAGACAUUCAACAUUAUUAUGAGUCGUUUCACCCUGAAACCAGGAUCUGGCUUUUAGAGAAAGUUGAUCGCUGGUUUGAACGUAAAGAUUCGAAUUCUCAAGUUAUGAUCCUCACUGCUGAUGCAGGAUUUGGAAAAACUACGUUUGCUGCGAAAGUUUGUAAGGAGUAUCAGAAAACAAGACAGUUAAAGGCAUGCCACUUCUUUAACUCCCGCUAUACAGAUCGCAGGGAUCCAUGUAAGAUGUUUGAGUCCUUAGGAAGUCAAUUGUGUAAGAAUGUGAAUGGAUUUAAAGAGAUAUUAGAUGUGCAGUUACAACGAAAUCACUCACGCAGCACUAUUGGAGAUGCCUUCCGUGUGUUUUUAAAGGAUCCCUUGGAUUCACUACCCGAUGAAAUGCCCAAUUUUCUAAUUGUAAUUGAUGGUUUAGACGAGAGCUUGAGUCGGGAAAAAGAGCAUUUAUUAGAUGUAAUAGAGGAAGAAUUUCGAAAGCUUCCCAAGUGCGUGAAAGUAUUCAUAACCAGCCGACCCGAGCUAGUUACGAAAGAGAAAUUGGAACGCUUGAAUCCUGUUGAAAUCCUACGUGAUGAUGAAGGCAACAAAGAGGACUUGAAGAAUUAUCUUGUUUCCUGUGUGAGCGGCAGAUAUACUGUUGAUCAAUAUGACAUGGAGGAAAUGGUCAAAAUGUGCGAGGGAUCAUUUUUAUAUGCGCAUUAUUAUCAGUUGGAACUACGUAAAUUGAACAUUGUGGAGAAUGUUUUGAGUGUUGUGCCUAAAGGAACACAUUCCAUUUACCAAAAGUAUUUCAAGCGCUUGGAAGAGGAACUAAAGACAGUGUCAAUCGACAUCGAGUUUGAUAAAAUCCUUGAAAUUCUGGUUGCCAUGCAAAACCCAUUUCCAUUAAGCCUUAUUGCCAACAUUCUUAAAUUGCCUGGAUCUACCCGUACUAUGAGGGCAGUGAUAACCAAGGUGAAUGAAUGUCUUUCAGCAUUGCUGCCUGUUUAUGAUGAUUGUGUAACUGUUUUCCACAAGACAGUGGUGGACUGGCUUCGAGCAGAUGGAAAAUAUGGGAAUCAUUCCUUUUCAGUAUCUUUGCGAGGUGCACAUAAAACAUUGUGGCAAACUUGUCGACAGAUAUUUGAGCAGUUGAAAGGGGCUGAAGAAGUAGAGAAGCAAGCAAAGAAAUAUGCAUUGGAAAAUGGUGUAGACCAUCUUUGGGAUACUACUUUUUUGCUUACAAAGAAUUGUAAGUAUCAGUCUAUAUUUGGUCUAUUCUAA